Kluyveromyces marxianus DMKU3-1042 is the source of this 813-nucleotide messenger RNA. It is a transcript of the gene TIF35, whose product is annotated as translation initiation factor eIF3 core subunit g. The transcript has a single exon. Bases 1 to 813 code for a protein of 270 amino acids. The record is from RefSeq and is a predicted model, not a curated record. Gene Ontology annotation, cellular component: eukaryotic translation initiation factor 3 complex; cytoplasm. NCBI's taxonomy places the organism in Eukaryota, Fungi, Ascomycota, Saccharomycetes, Saccharomycetales, Saccharomycetaceae. Gene Ontology annotation, molecular function: RNA binding; translation initiation factor activity.
AUGUCAGCAAUCCCUGAGCCUAAGAUCAUUCAGAAUGAUGAUGGUUCCAAAACUGUGAUUAGUUUCAAAAUCCAGGAUGGAAAGAAGUACAAGGUCACUCAAAAAGUUAAGGAAAUAACUGUUACCGAGAAAGUGAACAAGAAUAUUGCUAUGAGAAGGAACUGGAAGAAAUACGGUGCUGAUAAGGGUAGUGCACCAGGUCCAGAUAUUUCCACCACGCAAUUGGGUGAAGAACUAGAUUUGGAAUUGUCUCCUAACUGGAAGGAGAACGAAGAAGAAAAGGCCAAGGAGAAGGCUGCCAACUCCACUCAAAAGGUAAUUACUUGUAGAAUCUGUGGUGGUGCGCAUUUCACCAUGCACUGUCCUUACAAAGAUACCUUGGGUAAGAAGCCUACUACGGCUGCUGGUCUGGAUCCAGCUAUCGGUGGUGGAGAUAUGAGCGUAGGAGGCGGUUCUGGACCUGGUAAGUACGUCCCACCAUCAUUACGUGCUGGUGCACGUGACCCAUCGUCUAAUGCUUACCUAGAUCAAAGAGAACGUGAUGACGCAAAGACCAUUAGAUUGACUCAAGUUAAUGAGCUUGCUGAUGAAGAAGUGCUUAAAAGAGAAUUGUUAUUCCCAUUCGGCGAAAUCUCGAGAGUCUUCGUUGUUAAGAACCCAGAGACUGGUAGAUCCCGUGGUGUUGCUUACGUUACUUUCCAAACUGAAGAAAUUGCUGCUCAAGCUUUGAAAUUGUUAGAUGGUAGAGGUUUCAUGAACUUCAUGUUGCACGCAGAAUGGUCUAAGCCAAAGCCAAAGAAGGAAGCUCCUUAG